Molecule: messenger RNA, 2086 nt
Organism: Paralichthys olivaceus (Japanese flounder)
Lineage: Eukaryota; Metazoa; Chordata; Actinopteri; Pleuronectiformes; Paralichthyidae
Source: RefSeq, a predicted model, not a curated record
UGAGGAUGUCUUUGAAUGAUGAGGGCUACGUGGUCCGGAUCAGAGGAUUGCCCUGGUCCUGCACACAGGAGGAGGUGGCCAGCUUCUUCUCUGACUGUGACAUCGUUGGCAAAGUGAACGGAGUGUGUUUCACCUACUCUAAAGAAGGCCGUCCCAGUGGAGAGGCGUUUAUUGAGCUCAAAACAUCUGAGGAUUUCAAGAAUGCCCUCUCCAAGGACCGAAAAUACAUGGGACACAGAUACAUAGAGGUGUUCAAGUCAAACCGUAGUGAAAUGGACUGGGUGCUGAAGCGUAGUGGUCCUGCUGAUUAUGACAGCUGCAGUGGUUGCAUGCUGAGACUUAGAGGCCUGCCCUUUGGCUGCAGCAAGGAGGAGAUUGUUCAGUUCUUCUCAGGGUUGAGAAUCGUGCCAAAUGGGAUUACUCUGCCCGUGGACUACCAGGGGAGGAGCACAGGGGAAGCCUUCGUGCAGUUUGCCUCAAAGGAGAUAGCAGAAAAGGCUCUGGGGAAACACAAGGAAAGAAUAGGGCACAGGUAUAUAGAGAUUUUUAAGAGCAGUCGUAAUGAGAUCAGAGCCUACUAUGAGCUGCCCCGUCGGGGGAUGGGAGGCCAGAGACCAGGACCCUAUGAUAGACCCAUGAUGGGGGGCCCACGUGGAGGGUUUUUUGGACCGGGGCUCGGCCGUGGUGGGACUCUGAUGAACACCAUGAGGAGCGGAGGAGGUUAUGGAGGAGGUUACAGUGGCUUUGACAGUUACAACGGUUUCGACAACUACUGUUUUGGCAACGGCAUGUUUGAUGAGCGAGUGAGAGGAGAGAGGGGUGGAAGAGGGAUGGGAGGCCAUGGUUAUAGUGGUCAAGCUGAUGGUGGCUCAGGCUUUCACAGCGGCCAUUUUGUUCAUAUGAGGGGUCUACCUUUCCGUGCCACAGAGGGAGACAUCGCUAAGUUCUUCUCUCCUAUGAAUCCACUGAGGGUUCACAUUGAUGUGGCUCCCAACGGGAAGUCGACUGGAGAGGCAGAUGUGGAGUUUCGCUCCCAUGAAGAUGCUGUGGCAGCCAUGUCCAAAGACAAGAACCACAUGCAGCAUCGCUACAUCGAGCUGUUUCUCAACUCGACCGCCAGCGGAGCAGCUGAAAUGAGUCGUGGCGGUGGUGGUUACUACAGUAACUCAGGAGGGGGUGGAGGCUCACGGAGCAGCGGGCUGCGAAGUGCUUACUGAUUAAGUCAUCCCUCUUCUGAUCCAUCCCAGGUUUUUGUCUCACAUCUCUUUAGACCACAUUUACUCAGCUAAAGUUUCUAAGCAGGAAUACUGAUACAAUCACUAGUUUAUUUCGUUCAAGCCGUUGUUAUUUCUGUAGGGUCGUAGUAUAACUUCACCUUCACUACAAACAGACCAAAUAUAACUUAAACAAGCACUUUAAUCUCACCGUUGCUGAAAGCAUAUGAAGAACAAAACAACAUAUAGUAGCUGUUGUUGGUGCUGAACAUGAUUGAAGCAUCGAUGUUUCUAAUAUUUUUUUUUAUUGGAAAUCCUAGUAUAGUUUUUUUUAUAAUAAUAAUAAUAACCAGUUUUUUAAUUGGAUUGAAAUUGGAAAAAAAUAUUAUUUCAUUGAGAUGCACUUUAAUUUAUCUUUUUACACAUCUCAGUUGUUGGUAAGAGAUGUAAAUCAGUGCUGACUCAGGAGCAUGGAGGAGACACAGAUAAACAGCUGUGGGAUUUUGUGGGCUAUAAAUAGGAUUGUGAAUAUCGGUGCACUGUUAGAACUGAGCAUGGUCAUUUGAUGACACUUUUAGGUGACUGAAACCACUUUUAAAACUGUUGAUUUCACUAAAAACGUCUUCUCAGCAGAAUAUUUAACUAUUGUCUCACUAGUUUCAACCUGAUUUCACAUCAGCUUUCCUGCUUUGAAAAGUUGUGAUAAAUGUGAGCUGUUGUUUUUUUAUGAAUGUUUUCACAGUUCAUUAAAGAAUUAAACUAAGUUGAAUAUUAUAUUCCGCUCUCAAAGAGUGGAAAUGAAAUAAAGGUUCUAUAUUUGAGCUGUAAGAUGCCUGUGCAGCUGUUGUACAUUUUGCCUAAUAAAUUUUAUA